ACGGAGUACUACUGAAGAUUCCUCGAAACAGCUUGUCCUCUUAGUAGCACGAAGUAAGGCAUAGAUAGGUGGACGUAAGGGCGUCAUUGUCAGGCCUUCGGGAGAGAGCCGAAAUGCUAUACCAGCGAAAUUGGCCUCAACUGGAAGGUCCUGCUAGACUCGUGUUGAGGAUUUCCGCCCCAUUCCCGCAUAUUUCCAGCACUCCUUCCAUGCUGCAGCUGAAGCUUGCCGCGUGUCCGAGACAUGGCAAAGUAUAGUACCGAGGGCGAAGGAAUCUUCCUACGGAGAUAAUUAUAUGCUUAUCGCGAUAAGGGGUUGCCUUCUUUUUAGCAUUAGAUGCCUUCAAUGUUGCUGCGAGCAAUGUUGCACCCUUACUGGUUGCCCAGGGGUCGGAUGAUAGUUCAUCUUAUGGUAUACCUUCUGGGUCGGUGUUUCCUAUCUCGCAUGAACGUAGUCUUCCACCGGUGAGGUAGGUCGAGUUGAUAUCUGGACCCUACAUGCUGAAGUAUAUCUGCAGACAGUCAAUUGGAAACCAACGACAGUCACUAGACAAGUGUCAGCGGUAUAGACUCGAGAAUGCCAGCCCCAGAAACGCCGAUCAUCCUGACGACAGGACAAGGAACGGGAGACGACAAAACUCCUGUCUCCUUAUUCCUUCCUUGGGCAGUCAACCUAUAGUAGGUCUGUGGUCUCUCCUUUUGUCGGCUCUAUCUAAAGGGAGCUUUUCAGAGGCGCCAAUCACUUCCCGAAUUCAGCAAUGAUGGUCUGGCCUUCUUCCAUGAUUUUGCCGAUGGCUUAGGAGGUGGCUUAAACAAGUCCACUUGUACAGAGUACAAAUUCGAGCUUCUCUAUACCCCCAAAGUUAAACUACAUGUUCAGCGAAUAUAGAACAUUGAAUUGCGACAACGUAGUCGUGUCGCAGAUCACAACGCGCCGAGUCCUGUGUAGGUUGCAUUUGCACCAUAUUAAAGGGUGAAGCACAGUGAUUUUUCCUGCGAUCUCUGGUGAUGACACAGAACCCAGGUAGGAAGUCGAUCUUGUAGCACACCACAACCCCUUCUCGAGGUACUCGAAUUAGUGGAUGAUGUCAUCACCUGACCGGGAUUAUUCGCUAGACGCGAUAGGAAAGAGCUGAUCGCAAGUAUUGGCAUGAGAUAUUAAUAUCCCGAAAUAUUCACUUGGAGAGUUCCAUGUAUGCAGGCGUAAGGGAGCGUACGUAAGGGGUGGCAUCCUCUCGUUGAAUAUGGUUGUAUACCCCGACGGAAACACCCGUUGUGGAGUAUCGUCAUGAGGCAUUCCGCGGAGUAUCUUUGCCGAAGGGGGUGUUGAUAAGAGGUGAUACAACGAGGAGUACCUUUAAAAUGAAGGUUAGCUUCGCAAGUAGUCUAGUGGCAGUGUGAUACAGUGAUGGAUGGACUAUUGAUUGGACAUGAAUCACUAAUCCCCUCUCAGUCAACACAGACCAAGGUCAGAGAGUUGGGAUUCCAUUCGUCCCAGCAAUCAUAAUAAUGGUGAUAUGUGUGGGGUAUGUACGGAGUACGCCGUACACAGUAUCGAUGUGUGGACAUGUUUUCCAAAAAAAA
Messenger RNA from Aspergillus pseudonomiae, 1583 nucleotides. RefSeq lists its product as uncharacterized. The coding region runs from base 498 to 761 and encodes 87 amino acids. The record is from RefSeq and is a predicted model, not a curated record. Lineage: Eukaryota; Fungi; Ascomycota; Eurotiomycetes; Eurotiales; Aspergillaceae. The transcript has 2 exons.